Molecule: messenger RNA, 1782 nt
Organism: Cyphellophora europaea CBS 101466
Lineage: Eukaryota; Fungi; Ascomycota; Eurotiomycetes; Chaetothyriales; Cyphellophoraceae
Exons: 1
Coding region: 1-1782 (593 amino acids)
Source: RefSeq, a predicted model, not a curated record
AUGUGUCAAUUCGUUCAAGGCUACUACGCUUGUUGUCCCCUGUGCAGGGCCGACUUCUUCCACGGAUGGCAUAUAUGGAAGCUGACGGACCUCCUGACAGACUUCGUCGAGGCUGCCAAGGCAGGCAAGGACAGCCUCGAGGAGAAGGCGCUACGUGAGUGGUAUUCUGUGGAGGAAUGGGGUGUCUAUGCGAGAUUCGAAGAUCAGGACAUUAGCGUCCUUGCCGAGGUCGUUGAUCAGCCCUGCGACUGCGCCGACACCUACGUAUGGGACUGUUGCAAAGUCGAUAGAGAGGGGAAGCCUGCCAAAUGGACUCGGUGUGAUGUCGAAUGCGCUGACGAACUCAAGAAGCGACGCGUCAAGAAGCCAAAGGAAUCAUACCCCAAACAACGACAUCCCGAGCGUCUGCCCUAUGAUGUUAUUCGAACAGAGGAUGAGAUUGUAGAAACAGGCAAGUCUGACGACACAUGGAAGUUCCUGGGAGACUAUGAAUGGCGGUAUAUUCAAGACCGCGACACUCGACGUGCUAAGAAAGGUCCCUUGGAACCCAAGGCGCUGCCGACCCGGGCACAACGGUCAGCCCUCAGGACCCGUCAGGGCACUUCAGCCCCAGACGAGGACACGGUUACAGGAGAGCUAGGCAGAGGUAACCAAGCGGGCGCCAUCUUCCCAAGAGCACGAGAGGCUCUCCGCCACGCCAGGGGCGAUGACCGGUCUGAGUCAACUGCAGCCACCCAGGAGACAGAUCUUUCCACGGCCACCAGUCUUACGCAGGACACCUUAGAAACGGAUGUGACAAGGUCGGACACAACAUCAAGUGCUCUUGCUUACCCGCGACGUGCCGCAUCUAUAUCAGUCGUGUCCAAAGACACAGCAGCAGGCCGAAUGAGUCCUCCCCGUCAGCGACCCGAAUUCCCACAGUCCGCCGCCACUUCAACCAUUUCUGGCGACAGCACCACCACGGGGUCGACCAAACAGCCCGAAGAGUCUUCUUCCAGCACAGAUCGCCCCGUCAAAGGCCACUACCAAUCCCGCAGCCAGAUUCCUCGGCACGCCGAUCCCUACAAGGGCCCGGGCAGCAAACUGCCCAAAACUGGCGUCUCACAAGCCAAAUUCAAGCCACCGCGCGACCCUCAAAAAGGCAGACGCAAGACCCGAUUCGCCGUGCCCGGCAGCAGCAGCGAGGAAGAGCACCGCAAGCCCUACUACGGCGCCCGCGAGACGACCCCGAAGCGCGAGCGGCGGCGACUGGCUAACCGCGACGCGCGGGCGCUGCGCCAGGCCGAGGCGGAGAACGAGGCGCGACGGGACGCAGAGCGCGAGGCCGCCGCCGCGGAGGAGGCGGCGUUUUGGGACGAAAUCGAGGAGGAGAGGGCACGGAAUGUGGGGGACCCGGAGGAGAGGGCGGCGCAGUACCGCGCGGCCGUGGGGGCGAGGCGCGAGCGCUCCAUAUCGUGGGCGAACGAAUUCGAAGAUGCGCUCUCGGAUUUCGAUACGGCGCUGUCCGAAUCCGAGGCGGAGGCGGAGGCGGAGGCGGAGUCGGCCUCGGGGCCGUCGCAUGUCGAUACGAGUGACUUGAGGACUACGACGACAAUAACAACAACAGCGGAGACUGAGUCGGGUACGGGCCUCGUCGGUCAAGAAUCGACGGUCCACUCUUCUGCCUCGUCUAGCUCGAGAGGAGACGACUCGGACUCAGGGGGUGAAGCGCCGUCGCAGCCGAGGGAAUCGCAAGGGCCGCCGUUUUACGGUCCGAGCCAUAGACGCCGCAGGCAUGGAUGA